Molecule: messenger RNA, 2181 nt
Organism: Limulus polyphemus (Atlantic horseshoe crab)
Lineage: Eukaryota; Metazoa; Arthropoda; Merostomata; Xiphosura; Limulidae
Product: protein HOS4-like
Exons: 9
Coding region: 1-2181 (726 amino acids)
Molecular function (GO): protein binding
Source: RefSeq, a predicted model, not a curated record
AUGUAUUUUCUUGAAGAACACCCAAAUGGAUUAGCAACUUUUCAAAAGAUGGACAAGAAGCAUAUGAUGUUAGUAAAUAAAAAGGAUUUGGUAAUGCAAUUCAAAUGUUGUAAAGAAGAAGAAAAAACACCUGCUUUACUAAGUGCAAGGUCCACUUUGAGAAUGUGGUCCAGUGGCCACCACAGACUUAGUUCAGGGACAAGUGUCCAGCAAGUACGAUCUCCGAGUCACAGGCCAGUCUCUUCGCUUCUUAAAGGAAAUUCACGGAGACGCCUUCCUCGGGUCAAAAAUGUCCUACCACAACCACCGCCACCUAGACUGUUACAAAAUUCAAAAAGAUAUCUAAAAAGUAUCUCAAAAAACCUGGCUAAGCCUCGACCACUGAAGAGUAGCUGCGCCCAAACAGACAUUGAAAUUUCCGAAUUUACUUUAGGUAAUACACAAAAUCCUGAGGUGUUGCUCCGAGAACCUUCUUCAACGGCUUUAAACAAGUGUGCCCUUGAUUCAUCUGGAUCACCAAGUAACAAACCAAAAUUGCACAGUGUACCUGAAUCAAUAAUGAACACGAAAUAUUUACUGACCGAUGCUUCUGCAUGUGUGCAAGCUUGUGUCGAAACUACAGAAACUUUGACUACAGAAGAAAGUGACCGCAGUAGUAGUGACGAGCAGGAACGAGAAAGUUCUGGAGAAGAACCUACAAGUGUCACUGAUUCGUCCAGUAAAUCUGAUAAUUAUGUGGGUAAAUAUGUACCGAUGAAAGAGUUGAAGUCUAGUUCUUUAGAUAAAAUAGAAGCUUCUCAGACAGAAAUCGAAAAAGUCUGUAAAACUAUAGGAAAAUAUGAAAAAAGUGACGAAACAAAAACUGGGGAAAACAUAAGAACUUUAGGGGUGGGUGUUAUAAGUGAACAAAACGUAAGCUCUCAUACAGAAGAGAGUAACUUUUACGGGACUGGGAUAGUCAAUGGUAAUGACAUACAAGAAAAACAAAACAUAUCUCAUAUUAAUGAUCAAGAUGAAGACUUGAAUUUUUGUUUUAAAAAAGAAGAAUCUGUUUCUCAGGAAUUUACUGCUUUAAGUGCGAGUGAUAUAAUAUGCAAGCAAGAUUGUGUUCCAAAAGAAAGAAUACCUUCGCAAACAUCCGAUGACUUUGCACAUAUAGCUUCUUCUGAAUCUACUGAAAUAUACACCACGGAAAGUAGCGAUUUAGACAGCUUCACUGAAGAUGAGGAUUCUUGUACUGAUAUCACAAGCACUGAUUUAGAUGAUAUUUUGAGUGAAGUGAUAUCCAGUAGGUGCGGCUCUUGUUGCAGCUGUAGCCAGGUCACAGAUGAAGAAGACAACGAUGAUGAAGAUGCAGAUAAAAGUGAAUGCCAAGAGUGUCAUCACUAUUCUGAACAACAACUUAUGACGAAUGUUGGUGAACUUCAAAAUAAAAACGAAAAGGAAAAUGGUGAUGUCGAUGUCAUCUUUGGUCAACAACUGGAAACGGAAGUCAAGACGGAACCGAAAGUAACAAAAAAUCGUUUGGUAAUUAAGUCUACUCCGGCUUUUCUAGCUCCACCAGUCACAGUAGAAUGUGACAUAAUGCACACUGGAAAGCCUAUACCAGAUGAUUUGGAAAACACAACUUCAGAGACGGGGAGCUUCUACAGGCAGCUGUCUGAAGAGGAAUUCGUUUCUACUUUGAAAAUUCAUGAAGCUGCCAAAAGUGGAGACCUUCACGUUAUCAAACUUUUAUUAAAAAAUGACCGUAAACGAACAGAAACUGUGGAUGAACGAGGAUGGACACCAAUUCACCUUGCAGCAGCCAACGGACAUGUUGACAUUAUUAAGUUUUUAGCACAAGAGGGCGCUCACCUGGCAGCGUUGGAUCCCAGUGGGUAUACAGCAAUACAUUUGGCUGCUAUGAACGGACAUGCAAGUUGUAUAGAGAUUCUUCUUAACCUGGGAUGUGAAAUCGAAAAUAUGACGUCAGAAGGAUUUACGCCGCUCCAUCUAACAGUUUUAAAUGAUCAUGUCGACUGCUGUAAUCUUCUUCUCUCUAUGGGAGCCAACAUAACACGAAGGGAUGCAUUGAAUAGAACAGUUCACGACAUGGCGGAUGAAUACUCCCUUGAUGAGAUCAGGGAACUACUUGAUAACUACACUAAACGACUACAAAGGCUACAGAAUAUAUUGUAA